AUGGAGACCAGCGGCGCAAGAAGGUGGAAAUAUCAAGCGAUUACGCAUUGGCGCGAACGCAGAAACUUGAGCGGAAGGUUUGGACUGCGUGAAGGUCCCACAUGUGCAAUACCGAGCAAUUUCCAGUUGUCGAUGAUAUCUCGACACAGACACAAGCACCAGGUGGUAUUAUAUGCUGAAUUUGAUCUGACUAAAGGAAGUACAUUACGUCGUACUUAUCCAGUAUCUUUCACACACUAUUCUUCCGAGUUUUUUGCUGAUAGUAUGGUACCUGAAGACGUCACCAUAUCAAGUGAAAAGAAGGACAAGGAAACGACACAACAAGUGGAUGAGCAUGAGAUACAAGAUCCAUUGCAGUGUUUCAUGUAUUGUCUCAGUCUAGUACGGACAACACACGAUACGGCAGCUCAACGUGGUGCUAAAGUAACAGCCGUCGCGUUAUGCUCAACUCACAAGAGCUCGAUUGCUCUAAAGGAUGUACUUGAUGUGGCUGUACUGAAACUUGUAGGUGUCAAGACUGAAGAAGAGAGUACAGAGAUAUUGAAAGAAUUAUACAACGUAGUAAAUGCGAUUGAUAUCUCGGGUAUUCGUGGCCUCUCGAGUAUGGAACGAAGACUUAUGAAACGUAUGACAAGUCAUACAGGACACAGUGUGACGAAUCAACCACAUGUCAAGAUGCUGGAUCAUACAUUGUUCUUUGAAACUCAAGCUCUAUGGAAUGAAAUACCCAUUCCUUUGCAGUUUAAAAUCUGCAGCACAGAUGAUCAACAUGAUUACGGAACAUUGACGGAGUUGUUACAGACUUUUGGAGAUCAAACAAUGGUGUUGUUGAAUGCUUUACUGACUGGACAGCGAGUGAUUAUACUAGGGUACAAUCGACCGGCGGGUGAAGUGUGCAAUUUUGUACUUGCCACAAGCUCGCUGGUUUGUCCACCGUUAUUUGGAUUUAUUCAUCGACAAUACCCCUAUGCAAACCUCACGGACUUGGACUUUCUGUCUACACCGGGGUUUAUUGCUGGUGUGACGAAUCCCAUGUUCAAGACAAAACGAGAGUGGUGGGAUGUUUUAUGCGAUAUAUCAACGGGCGAAGUUUUUGUGUCAGUGCCGGUUGAAAAGGAAGAUUACGAUGUUUUGGAUCGCAACUUCGUUCUCGAGGUAUUGGACGGAAUAGCUGCAGGUUACGACGAGGAGUGGGUGCGGUGCAUGUUUGAGGAAUACGUGCGCAAAAAUAUUGUGGACAUUGCAUUAGGUGAGGCGAACUACGUGGACCAUGAUGUACUGGCAAAGCGGUCAGCAAUCAAUAACAAGCGUAUCACCAAGUGGGCUCGUACUGAAAGCUACAAAAGCUUUAUGGACUCGCGUCAACGCUCACACGUUUGCUCACCAGCGUUUGAUGUGAAGAAAACGGGCGUGGAUCUGAAGCAGCACAUUCGAAGUCUCCAAGGCGAUAUGGUGGUGUUAGAUGACACACUCGUGGAGAAAAUCUACUCGGACUUUGCGGCGCUAUUGAACACAGAGCUGGAACUACAAGAGUUCCUAAGCCAUUUGCCAAUGCUACGCGGAGGCCUCCAGACCAUUGCGCAGGGAAUUUUCCAUUCUUCCAUCAGCGUCAAGUACAAUACUGUGGUGCUUUUGAAGCGCCUGGAACAGUUCCCAUCAACUGCAUCUAGCAUGCAUCAACUCAAUGCGUUCUUGCUGAUGUCAUAUCAGCGGAUCCACGACAUUGAAGAGCUUCGCAAGGAAACGGCAAACAUCGCAAAUCUGCAAGCAAGUAAACGCAGAAAGCUAUAG
Molecule: messenger RNA, 1791 nt
Organism: Peronospora belbahrii
Lineage: Eukaryota; Oomycota; Peronosporomycetes; Peronosporales; Peronosporaceae
Source: the annotation of a GenBank genome assembly